Rhodotorula graminis WP1 is the source of this 285-nucleotide messenger RNA. RefSeq lists its product as uncharacterized. NCBI's taxonomy places the organism in Eukaryota, Fungi, Basidiomycota, Microbotryomycetes, Sporidiobolales, Sporidiobolaceae. Gene Ontology annotation, molecular function: protein binding. The transcript has 2 exons. The record is from RefSeq and is a predicted model, not a curated record. The annotation marks the transcript as partial.
AUGAGACGACCGUCGAUCGCGAGCGCACCUCGUCCCCCCACACUGGCGCUCGUCGACCCCGCGACCCGCUUCCGCCGCGCGCUCGCCCACUGCGGGCCCUCGUCGCCCUCGCUCGAGUUCCUCGUCCGCCUCGCCGACCGCGUCCCGACCGACGGCCACGUCCGGUACCGCAACACGGACCCGCAGACCCGACAGACGAGCCUGCACCUCGCCGCCCUCAAAGGCCGACUCGACCUUGUCCGCUGGCUCCUCGACGAGGGCGUCGACCAGGCCGAGGUCUCGAGG